Messenger RNA from Salvia miltiorrhiza (redroot sage), 2755 nucleotides. Its product is annotated as neutral/alkaline invertase 3, chloroplastic-like. The transcript is spliced from 7 exons. The coding region runs from base 526 to 2472 and encodes 648 amino acids. Gene Ontology annotation, biological process: sucrose catabolic process. The record is from RefSeq and is a predicted model, not a curated record. Gene Ontology annotation, molecular function: endo-alpha-N-acetylgalactosaminidase activity; sucrose alpha-glucosidase activity. NCBI's taxonomy places the organism in Eukaryota, Viridiplantae, Streptophyta, Magnoliopsida, Lamiales, Lamiaceae. Gene Ontology annotation, cellular component: chloroplast.
UCAAGUGCUGACGUUACAUGUUUUUCCAUUUUAUUGCAUACAAUUUAGGAAAUGCCCCAAUUGGGCAAAAACUAAAAAUAGAUAGCGCACGUGUCACCAUACCUUCCCCCUUCCCCCGCCGUGUCGCUGCAUAAAUCUCGCCGGCACUCCCCUCUCCAUAAAAAAGGCCCUUCACACCUCCAUAAAUCAAGUGAGCAAGUAGAUCAACUGUUUUUCUGUUACUAUUCAUUUACUGUGAACUAAAGAUUUGUACUUUUUCUAGAAAAACGGUUCCUUUUUUUUCCUUUAGUUGUGCGAACGGGAACUUUCUAGAUAUGGAUGUUUAGUUUCAUCACUUCUUUCCUGUUCGUGUUGUGAAUUUUAUGCGUUAAUUGGCAAAGGCGAAAAUUGCUCGUCACUUUGCUACCGCCGGAUUACGCAGCGUUCUUAUUUCUCUGAUUAGGGUUUGUUUGGAUUGAGUGAUCAAGCAACGCUUGCGUAAGGGGGGAGGAAAAGGGGGAAGUACAGCGCUACGAAUUCGCAAAAAUGAUAGGAUUAUUGAAGUUGAGACGAUUGCCAAACUACUAUAUUUUCACAGGUUCAAUGGCUGCUUUAGAAGCAGUCCCUCGAGCUCUGUCUGGGGCGGUGCCGUUCCAGGUUUAUAGAAAUUUGAGAUCAGCUUCACUGUUUUCCUGUAAGUAUGGUAGAUCUUAUGGAUCCAUAUCACAAACGGACCAAGGCUCAUCGAAAAAAUAUGUGGGAAGCCAUACAGUUCGAAGUAGUGGCUGUAUUUUGGGAGAAGGACAGAGCAAUCGGUUAAAUUCUUUGCGUUGCAAUUGCAUUGAAAGAGAAAGUGCUCGAGAGACUUCUAGAGAGGAUGCAAGUAAAAGAUUGGUUAGUGAUAAUCUUGAUGAUCAAAGGCUUGAAGCAGCACAACUUUUGAAACAUGAAAAGGAAGCUCCUUGGUAUAAUAAUGAAUUGGCAUCGGAUAAAGCAAUUGGCCAGAAUUUUGGUAGAAUGGAUGCGAAUUCGUUGGAGGAUGAAGCGUGGAAUUUGUUGCGAGCAUCAAUGGUGUAUUACUGUGGCAAUCCAGUUGGAACCAUUGCUGCUAAUGAUCCAAGUGACUCGAAUAUGCUUAACUAUGAUCAAGUGUUUAUACGUGAUUUUGUACCUUCAGGAAUCGCUUUCCUAUUAAAGGGAGAGUAUGAAAUUGUUAGGAACUUUAUCCUUCACACUCUUCAGCUGCAGAGUUGGGAGAAAACUAUAGAUUGUCAUAGUCCUGGACAAGGAUUAAUGCCAGCAAGUUUUAAAGUACGUGUUGUGCCACUAGAUGGUGAUGAUUCUGCAACUGAAGAAGUUUUAGAUCCUGACUUCGGAGAGGCUGCAAUUGGUCGGGUGGCACCAGUUGAUUCUGGUUUGUGGUGGAUCAUAUUGUUACGUGCAUAUGGAAAAAGCUCAGGAGACCUUUCUGUCCAGCAAAGGAUUGAUGUACAGACGGGCAUUAAGAUGAUUUUAAAGCUUUGUUUGGCAGAUGGUUUCGAUAUGUUUCCAACUUUGCUAGUAACGGAUGGUUCAUGCAUGAUAGAUCGCCGUAUGGGUAUCCAUGGCCACCCACUCGAAAUUCAGGCAUUGUUCUAUUCAGCGCUGCUUUGUGCACGUGAGAUGCUUGCUCCUGAGGAAGCUUCUGCAGACCUCAUGAGGGCACUGAACAACCGGUUAGUCGCUUUGUCAAUUCACAUCCGGGAGUACUACUGGAUUGAUAUGAAGAAACUGAAUGAAAUUUAUCGAUACAAGACAGAGGAGUACUCGUUUGAUGCAAUCAACAAGUUCAACAUCUACCCAGAUCAAAUUCCUCCCUGGCUUGUGGACUGGAUGCCCCACAGAGGAGGCUACCUUAUUGGAAACCUGCAGCCCGCGCACAUGGACUUCCGUUUCUUCUCACUUGGAAAUCUAUGGGCUAUAGUAUGCAGUCUUUCCACCACACAGCAGUCACAUGCUAUAUUGGAUCUUAUUGAAGCCAAAUGGUCUGAUCUUGUCAGUAACAUGCCACUGAAAAUUUGUUACCCGGCGCUAGAGGGUCAGGAAUGGAGUAUCAUCACAGGAAGUGAUCCGAAGAACACGCCUUGGUCUUACCACAAUGGAGGUUCAUGGCCUACAUUGCUCUGGCAGCUGACCGUGGCAUGCUUGAAAAUGAAUCGACCCGAGAUUGCUGAAAAAGCAAUCAAGAUUGCUGAAAAACGACUAGCAAAGGAUAAGUGGCCGGAAUACUAUGACACGAAAGGAGCAAGAUUCAUCGGUAAACAGGCACGGCUGUUCCAGAGCUGGUCUAUCGCAGGUUAUCUGGUGGCGAAACUCCUCAUGGAAAACCCAAGUGCUGCUAACAUUCUAGUGAAUGUUGAAGAUGCAGAGCUUUUGAAUAUCUUCUCCUGUACACUGAGUGCUAAUCCAAGGGGAAAACGUCGAAAGGGACCCAAACAGAGUUUCAUCAUAUGAAUUGCAGCUAUGAUUCUAUUGGGGUAAUGUGUCUUUCCACACAGAUUUCUAUUCCUUUCUUUUAGCCGGCAAGAAAUUUCAUCAUGAGAUGCAUGCCAUGCCCCUUUUCACAUUCUUGUGUCAAAUUCCUAAACUCACCACUGUAUAUAUACAAGCCUUUUGUGUACCCAUUUUAUAUGCGUUAGCGUUUUCCAAAGUUUUUUCUCUUGGCAUGUGAUGCUAGCUUGUAAGAACCAAAAAUUAAUAAAAUUUGUAGAAAUGAUUGGCUUUGAUUGGAGAACAA